Molecule: messenger RNA, 2005 nt
Organism: Vigna radiata var. radiata (mung bean)
Lineage: Eukaryota; Viridiplantae; Streptophyta; Magnoliopsida; Fabales; Fabaceae
Product: hexokinase-1
Exons: 9
Coding region: 197-1690 (497 amino acids)
Biological process (GO): intracellular glucose homeostasis; glucose 6-phosphate metabolic process; glycolytic process
Cellular component (GO): mitochondrion; cytosol
Molecular function (GO): ATP binding; glucokinase activity; D-glucose binding
Source: RefSeq, a predicted model, not a curated record
CUGUUGUUGUGUGCCUGUCUGUCUGAUUUCAUUUCACCUCUCUUUCCUAACCCCCAAGGCCACGCCACUGUCACUUUCCCACAAUGUGCACCAAUAACAACAAUCUCUCACUUCCCCACUAAAAUCUAAUCUGGGUUUCAUUCUUCAGAGGACAAAGUUUCGGACUUUGCGGGAUUCGGCUUGUUCCACUGCUGUCAUGGGCAAGGUCGCGGUGGGAGCUGCCGUUGUCUGUGCUGCCGCCGUUUGCGCCGCGGCGGCGCUGGUGGUGCGCCACCGCAUGAUUAGUUCCCGCAAAUGGAGUCGAGCCAUGGCCAUACUGAAAGAGUUCGAGGAAAAGAGUGGGACCCCGCUUGCGAAGCUCAGACAAGUGUGUGAUGCCAUGGAUGUGGAGAUGCACGCAGGUCUCGCAUCUGAAGGUGGUAGCAAGCUUAACAUGUUGAUCAGUUUCGUCGAUAAUCUCCCUACUGGGGAUGAGAAAGGACUCUAUUAUGCACUGGAUCUUGGUGGCACAAACUUCCGUGUCCUUCGUGUACAUUUGGGUGGGAAAGAAAAAGGUGUUAUUGGCCAAGAGUUUGCAGAAGUUUCAAUUCCUCCACAUUUGAUGACUGGUACUUCGGAGGCAUUAUUCGAUUUUAUAGCAGCAGCUCUUGCCAAGUUUGUUGCUUCAGAACCAGAUGGUUUUCAUCCUCCACCCGGCAGACAAAGAGAACUGGGUUUUACAUUCUCAUUCCCAGUGAGGCAAACAUCAAUUUCAUCCGGGACUCUGAUUAAGUGGACUAAAGGUUUUAAUAUUGAAGAUACGGUUGGUGAAGAUGUGGUGGGAGAGCUAACCAAGUCCAUGGAAAAAAUUGGGCUGGAUAUGCGAAUUGCUGCUCUAGUUAAUGAUACCAUUGGAACAUUAGCUGGAGGCAGAUUCUACAAUCAGGAUGUAAUUGCUGCUGUGAUUCUUGGUACUGGGACAAAUGCAGCAUAUGUAGAACGUGCACAUGCUAUUCCAAAAUGGCACGGCCUUAUACCAAAAUCUGGAGAUAUGGUUAUAAACAUGGAGUGGGGUAAUUUCCGAUCAAAUCUUUCUCUUACAGAAUAUGAUCUGGCUCUUGAUGCUGAGAGUUUAAACCCUGGAGAACAGAUUUUUGAGAAAUUGAUUUCGGGCAUGUAUUUGGGGGAGAUUAUUAGGAGAGUUUUGUUGAAGAUGGCUGAAGAAGCUGACUUUUUUGGAGAUACUGUUCCACCCAAAUUGAAAGUUCCUUUCAUACUUAGGACACCUGACAUGGCAGCCAUGCACCACGACACUACUCCUGAUCUUAAAGUGGUUGGAAACAAAUUAAAGGAUACAUUAGAGAUCUCGAACACUUCCCUAAAAGUGAGGAAGAUUGUUGUGGAACUAUGUGACAUUGUUGCUACUCGCGGGGCCCGCCUUGCUGCUGCUGGUAUUUUGGGCAUCCUCAAGAAACUAGGAAGAGACACAGUUAAGGUUGGGGAGAAGCAAAAGUCGGUGAUAGCAUUGGAUGGAGGAUUGUAUGAACACUACACUAAAUUCAGAGAAUGCCUGGAGAGUACACUGAAGGAAUUGCUGGGAGAGGAGGCUGCUGAGACCAUUGUCAUUGAGCACGCUAAUGAUGGCUCCGGCAUUGGUGCAGCCCUUCUAGCAGCUUCUCACUCCCAAUAUUUGGGAGUGGAGGAGUCGUAAAUUAUUGCCGAGGGAAUGUAAUACUAGUUUCAUUUUUUUCGUAGGUAAUAGAUCAACACAUUGAAGCAAUGAUGCCUUGGUUAUUGGUCCUGCAGAUCAUGUCCACCGGGGAGGGCUCUCUCUCCUUACUGGGGCAUUUCAUUAUUUUGGUUCGGGGUUUGUUUCUCCUUCGUUAAGGAAUAAUAUCAAAGAUAUAAACUUAAUCAUGAGUGACUAUUCACCUUUUGCGGAUGUAGCCAACCGGAAUAAAUCAGGACUUAAUGCACUGACAAGCCUAAGGGCUUUUUUAUUCAAACCAUUUCUGAGUUAUCAGGA